AUGGUCCGGCUCUGCUCUACGCCGUUGAAGCCGCUGCCUGUGGACGUGGCUGCAACGCGUGCACUGGUGGCGAAGGUACCGUCGUCAGUGGCUGCACGAGAGUAUGUGCGCACGCUGGCGACGACCACGUACGGACGCUGCGUGCUUGGACUGGCGGGGUUCUUGACGUUUGUGACUGAGCACAUGGCGACGUUCGUCACGCGCGUGGAAUGUGACGUGGGUGCUGAUGAUCGACGGAUCAUGCAAGAGAUGCUGUGGCUGCUUGCGGAGACGGUGGUUGACGAAGACAAUGCAACGUUUAUCGCGCGUAUUGGAGCACACCCUUUGCUGAUGCGUCUGAUGGACCACGAGAAGGAAGACAUACGAGAGGCAGCUGCUGCGGUCGUCUCCGGUUGCACCAGUAGUCCAUCUGCUAUCACAUUCCCGCACCGUGUCCGUCAAGUGGGCGAAGUCGAACGUUUGUGGCCGCGUGCGGUGCCACUGCCUUUCGACGUCCGCGAUGGUGCUGUCAAGAAUCCGGACGGCAGCCAAAGCACGCUGCAUGUGCUCAUUCGUCAGGUCCCGACUCGCAUGACAGGCCAGUGCAAGACGGGUUACUUGCUUUGGGGCGCAGCGUUUGUUCUCGCUCGCUGGAUCCAUAAGCACCGCGACCUGUUCACAGGCAAAAGUGUGAUCGAGGUGGGCAGUGGUCUUGGACUUGGAGGUAUCACGGCGGCACGAUAUGCGGGCUACACUACACUUACGGACUACCAGGCUGAUACGUGUGCAGCGCUGGAGUAUAACGUGCAGCUCAACAAACCGUUUACACACGAGUUUGAUUCGGCAAAACCGGAAGUGAAGGUAUCGGUUCUGGACUGGGACCUGGCUGAAAGUAUUGAGGCUGUGCCUACAGCCCAGGUGGUCAUUGGCAGCGACAUUAUUUGCGAGCCAAGCACCGCCGAAGGGUUUCUGCGUGUUGUGCGACAUCACUUGCUGAGCGACGCCAACAGCGUGGCUUACCUCGUGAACGCCAACAGCCACAGUCGUUUCGGCGUUGUUCACCUGCACGCGCUCUUGGCUGCAAGCACCGAUCUGUCCUACAGCAUAACACGAGUUGGUGAACUACCUGACGGCGCUGAGCUGCUCGAGACGGUCAGCGACGCGCUGGAACUGGCCUACGAACUCUAUGAGAUUCGUACAGCAUGUAGCUAG
This is a messenger RNA of Hyaloperonospora brassicae, 1191 nucleotides long. The record is from the annotation of a GenBank genome assembly. NCBI's taxonomy places the organism in Eukaryota, Oomycota, Peronosporomycetes, Peronosporales, Peronosporaceae.